Molecule: messenger RNA, 2136 nt
Organism: Acytostelium subglobosum LB1
Lineage: Eukaryota; Evosea; Eumycetozoa; Acytosteliales; Acytosteliaceae
Exons: 2
Coding region: 1-2136 (711 amino acids)
Biological process (GO): protein folding
Cellular component (GO): mitochondrial inner membrane
Molecular function (GO): protein kinase binding; ATP hydrolysis activity; ATP binding
Source: RefSeq, a predicted model, not a curated record
AUGAGAAAGGCAUUGAGUCGUUCUUUGCUUAGCACUGUCAAUCAAUCAUUGAGACCAUCUUCAUCCGUUGUCUCAUCAACUGCUGGAGGUCUCCUGUUCAGACCACAUCUAUCCUCCUCACUCUCCAAGCUCUAUGUAUCCCCAGUCACCAACAGAUUCAAUGAGUUGAGAAACUACUCAACUGAGAAGAAUACUAAUGAAGAUGGAGAGGAUAAGCCAGAGAGGAAUAUAUUGUUGGAGCAAGACCCAAUUGAGGAGACUGAGAAGGUCGUUGGAAUGGCUGACACUCAUCAGUUCCAAGCAGAGACUCAGAAGAUCUUGCACAUCGUGGCCGAGUCAUUGUACACAGAGAAGGAGGUGUUCAUCCGUGAGUUGGUGUCCAACGCCUCGGACGCCAUCGAGAAGGCGCGUCACAUGCAGCUGCUCAAUCAAAAGAUCAUGAACGACGACGUUCCUUUUGAGAUCCGCAUCGCCACUGACGAGGAGAAAAAGACGCUGAUCAUCCAAGACACGGGUAUCGGCAUGAACAAGGAGGAGCUCAUUCGCAACCUUGGUCGCAUUGGAUACUCGGGCACUGGCGAGUUCAUCAAGAACCUUGGCGAGAACCCCGACAAGGCCAGCAUCAUCGGACAGUUUGGUGUCGGUUUCUACAGUUGUUUCAUGGUGGGUCACUCGAUCAAGGUGUACUCGCGCGGCGCCGCACCAGGCAGCAAGGGCUACCUGUGGGAGUCGGACGGAGCAGGCUCAUACUCCAUCUCGGAGGCUGACGGCGUGUCACGUGGAACCAAGAUCAUCAUCCAUCUCAAGCCCAACGCGUACGAGUACGCCAAGAAGGCCACAGUGGAGGCUGUCAUCAAGAAGUACAGCAACUUUGUCGGCUUCCCAAUCGUGUUGAACGGCACCCCCGUCAACACCAUCCGUCCACUCUGGACGCUUGCCAAGUCGCAGGUCACCGAGGAGGAGCACAAGGAGUUCUACCAGUUCAUCUCCAAGUCGUUCGACGUGCCCACAUACCGCAUCCACUUCUCCACUGACACACCACUGAGCAUCAGAUCACUAUUCUACAUCCCCAGCCAGCACGUCGAGAAGUACGGCAUGGGUCGCAUGGAGCCUGGCGUGGCUCUGUUCUCACGCAAGGUCAUGAUCCAGCAGAAGGCCAAGGGCAUCCUUCCAGACUGGAUGCGUUUUGUGCGCGGAGUCGUCGACAGCGAGGACAUCCCACUGAACGUCUCUCGUGAGCAUCUCCAGGACAACGGUCUGAUCCAGCGUAUCAGCUCCGUGCUGGUGAAGCGUAUUCUCAAGCAGCUGAGCGACGAGGCCAAGAACGACCCGGUCCGCUUCGACACUUUCAUGGCCGAGUUUGCCGGCUUCUUCAAGGAGGGUAUCAUCACCGACUUCAAGUGGAAGGACGAGAUCGCCAAGAUCCUGCGCUUCGAGUCGUCAUUCCUGCCCGAGCCCACCGCUGACCAGCCAACACCCAACAAGAACACAUCGCUCGAGGAAUACGUGAAGCGUAUGGCUCCAGAGCAGCAGUACAUCUUCUACGUCACCGUGCCAAGCCGCACCGUCGCCUUGUCCAGCCCAUACUACGAGCCCUUCAAGGCCAAGGGCAUCGAGGUGUUCUUCCUCUUCAACACGCUCGACGACUUUGUCUUCUCAAACAUUGGCCACUUUGGCGACAAGAAGAUCGUCUCAGUCGAGUCGAAGGAGGCCCAGGAGUUCCUGGCCGCCGGUCAGGAGAAGCAAGAGGACACCCUGUCGCAGACCGAGGUGUCAGCCUUCUUGCAGUGGAUCACCGACACUGUUGGCAACAAGAUUGCCAUGGCCAAGCCAUCGACCCGCUCGCUGUCACAGCCCGCCAUCGUCGUCGACCAUGAGUCGGCCACAUUCCGUCGCAUGAUGAAGAUGAUGGACCCAAGCAAGCAACACGAGAUCCCCAAGCAGCAGGUCGAGUUCAGCAUGAACCACCCAAUCGUUCUGAAGCUGAACCAGGUCAGGACCACCGAUCCCGCCGUUGCCAAGUUGGUUGCUGAACAAAUUGUAGAUAAUGCUCUCGUCGUCGCUGGACUCUACGAAGACUCCAGAGAGAUGGUUCCACGUCUGAACCAACUUCUUGAGCAGGUUCUUGGUAAAUAA